Messenger RNA from Paramecium octaurelia, 531 nucleotides. The record is from the annotation of a GenBank genome assembly. Lineage: Eukaryota; Ciliophora; Oligohymenophorea; Peniculida; Parameciidae.
AUGUAUGACUAGAUUAAAUAAGAGGAGUUAUUCUAAAAACACAAAUUUAAGUAUCAGAAAAUUAUUGAAGAAAACAUUUCCUUAAAAUAGGAGAUCUUGCAUUUAAAGUAAUAAGUUGAAGAAAUCACACAAAAAAUGACUGAAAAAAUAAAUUUUAUAAAAUAGACUGAAUAAUCAUUAUCAAAAUAAGCAUAUGAUCAAUAUGAAAUUACGAUUUAAAGAUAAUUGUCAAUAAUAGAAUAGCUGAUUUUAGAUAAGAAAGAAUUAUAAUAAGAACAACUUAAUUUAACCAACGAGAUCAAGACAUUAUAAUAAUCUCAUUCGUAAGAGAUGGAAAAAUUAUAAUAUCAAUUCUAGUAAGAAAAAUAAUAAAUUGCAUAGAAGGAGAAAGCAUCAAGAAUGUAGUGGGAGAAAAAUAAAACCUAAGAAAUACGAUAAUUGACAGUUCUUGGACUUGAACCAGAAAUACAAAAAAUAAUCAAAAAGUACUAAGAAGAAAUAGCUUCACUUAGGUUGUAAUUAGAAAAAUGA